CUUCGAGGCGGCACCGGCGGAGCCGCCGCGCGCGGAGCUCCAGCCAUGGGCUCGGGGCGCGUGCCCGGGCUCUGCCUCCUCGUCCUACUGGUCCACGCCCGCGCCGCCCAGCACAGCAGAGCUGCGCAAGAUGUGGAUGAGUGUGUGGAGGGGACUGACAACUGCCACAUCGAUGCUAUCUGCCAGAACACCCCUCGGUCAUACAAGUGCAUCUGCAAGUCGGGCUACACAGGGGAUGGCAAACACUGCAAAGAUGUGGAUGAGUGUGAGCGAGAGGACAGUGCAGGCUGUGUGCAUGACUGUGUCAACAUCCCUGGUAACUACCGAUGCACCUGCUAUGAUGGAUUCCACCUGGCACACGAUGGGCACAACUGUUUGGAUGUGGAUGAAUGCGCCGAGGGCAACGGCGGCUGUCAGCAGAGUUGUGUCAAUAUGAUGGGCAGUUACGAGUGCCACUGCCGAGAAGGGUUCUUCCUCAGCGACAACCAGCACACCUGUAUCCAGCGGCCAGAAGAAGGAAUGAACUGCAUGAACAAGAACCAUGGCUGUGCUCACAUUUGCCGGGAGACCCCCAAAGGGGGUAUUGCCUGUGAAUGCCGCCCUGGCUUCGAGCUCACCAAGAACCAGCGGGACUGUAAAUUGACAUGCAACUAUGGUAACGGUGGCUGCCAGCACACGUGCGACGACACAGAGCAGGGUCCCCGCUGUGGCUGCCACGUCAAGUUUGUGCUCCACACCGACGGGAAGACGUGCAUCGGGGAAAGGCGGCUAGAGCAGCACAUCCCCACUCAGGCCGUUUCUAAUGAGACCUGUGCUGUCAACAACGGGGGCUGCGACAGUAAGUGCCACGAUGCGGCAGCGGGCGUCCACUGCAGCUGCCCCGUGGGGUUCAUGCUGCAGCCCGACAGGAAGACCUGCAAAGACAUAGACGAGUGCCGCCUGAACAAUGGGGGCUGUGACCACAUUUGCAGGAACACAGUGGGCAGCUUCGAAUGCAGCUGCAAGAAAGGCUAUAAGCUUCUCAUCAAUGAGAGGAACUGCCAGGAUAUUGACGAGUGUUCCUUUGACCGGACCUGUGACCACAUGUGUGUCAACACCCCAGGAAGCUUCCAGUGCCUCUGCCAUCGUGGUUACCUGCUAUAUGGUGUCACCCACUGUGGGGAUGUGGACGAAUGCAGCAUCAACCGGGGAGGCUGCCGCUUUGGCUGCAUCAACACUCCUGGCAGCUACCAAUGUACCUGCCCCUCGGGCCAGGGCCGGCUGCACUGGAACGGCAAGGACUGCACAGAGCCAGUGAAGUGUCCGGGCAACCCUGGUGCCUCCAAAGCCAUGCUCAGCUGCAGCCGGUCUGGCAAGAAGGACACCUGUUCCCUGACCUGCCCCUCCCGGGCCCGGUUUUCGCCAGAGUCCGAGAAUGGCUUCACGGUGAGCUGUGGCAGCCCCAGCCCUCGGGCCACCGCCCGGGCCGGCCACCCUGGGAACAGCACCAGCUCCAGCCAGUGCCAUGAGGCUGCAGCGCUGUCGGUUAAGCAGCGAGCCUCCUUCAAGGUCAAGGAUGCCAAGUGCCGUUUGCACCUGCGGAACAAAGGCAAACUGGAGGAGGCCAGCAGAACCCCAGGGCCAGGUGCUGCCCCCUGCUCUGACUGCCAGGUCACCUUCAUCCACCUCAAGUGUGACUCCUCUCGGAAGGGCAAGGGCCGGCGGGCCCGGACCCCUCCAGGCAAGGAGGUCACCCGGCUCUCCCUGGAACUGGAAGCAGAGGUCAGAGCUGAAGAAACGACAGCGGGUUGUGGGCUGCCCUGCCUACGACAGAGGAUGGAACGGCGACUCAAAGGGUCCCUGAAGAUGCUCAGAAAGUCCAUCAACCAAGACCGCUUCCUGCUGCGCCUGGCCGGCCUUGACUAUGAGCUGGCCCACAAGCCGGGCCUGGGAGCUGGGGAGCGAGCAGAGCUAGUGGAGGUCUGCAGGCCCGGGCAGCACCGUGCUGGGGCCAAGUGUGUCAGCUGCCCGCAGGGAACGUAUUACCACGGCCAGACGGAGCAGUGUGUGCCAUGCCCAGCGGGCACCUUCCAGGAGAGAGAAGGGCAGCUCUCCUGCGACCUUUGCCCUGGGAGUGAUGCCCACGGGCCUCUUGGAGCCACCAACGUCACCACAUGUGCAGGUCAGUGCCCACCUGGUCAACACUCCGUAGAUGGGUUUAAGCCCUGCCAGCCAUGCCCACGUGGCACCUAUCAACCCGAAGCAGGACGGACCCUGUGCUUCCCGUGUGGUGGGGGCCUCACUACCAAGCAAGAGGGGGCCAUCUCCUUCCAAGACUGUGACACCAAAGUCCAGUGCUCCCCGGGGCACUACUACAACACCAGCAUCCAUCGCUGUAUCCGCUGUGCCAUGGGCUCCUAUCAGCCUGACUUCCGUCAGAACUUCUGUACCCGCUGUCCAGGAAAUACCAGCACUGACUUUGAUGGCUCCACCAGUGUGGCCCAGUGCAAGAAUCGUCAGUGUGGUGGGGAGCUAGGUGAGUUCACUGGCUACAUCGAGUCCCCGAACUACCCGGGCAACUACCCAGCUGGCGUGGAGUGCAUCUGGAACAUCAAUCCCCCACCCAAGCGCAAGAUCCUUAUCGUGGUACCCGAGAUCUUCCUGCCAUCUGAGGACGAGUGUGGGGACGUCCUCGUCAUGAGAAAGAACUCCUCCCCAUCUUCCAUUACCACUUACGAGACCUGCCAGACCUAUGAGCGCCCGAUUGCUUUCACGGCGCGGUCCAGGAAGCUCUGGAUCAAUUUCAAGACAAGUGAGGCCAACAGCGCCCGCGGCUUCCAGAUUCCCUAUGUUACCUAUGAUGAGGACUAUGAGCAGCUGGUAGAAGACAUCGUUCGGGAUGGCCGGCUCUAUGCCUCUGAAAACCACCAGGAGAUCUUAAAGGACAAGAAGCUCAUCAAGGCCUUCUUUGAAGUGCUGGCCCAUCCCCAGAACUACUUCAAGUACACAGAGAAGCACAAGGAAAUGCUACCAAAGUCCUUCAUCAAGCUGCUCCGCUCCAAAGUGUCCAGCUUCCUGAGGCCCUACAAAUAGUGCCCCUGGGCUCAGAGACCCAGCUUCUGGAGCCCGGAGACUCCUUAGUCCUCAGAGCUGGCAGCCCCUACCCUCCGACAAGGAACGAGUCCUGUCUUUCUUUUUGGAGGAAAGAUAUCACUACACAGACCAGGCACUCUCCCUUUCUAUCUUUCUAGUUUUCUUGUUUCUCUGUUUUUUUGGUCUCUCCUCCUGAUUUCCUAGAUGCCCCCCAGAAAAGCCAUUCUGUGCUGGCUCCCCUCCCCGAGGGUGAAGGGCAGCACUGGCCCCCCCCCCGCCCAUCUCACCAGCUCACACGCCUGCCCCAUCCAUUGGAAAGGCUACUCAAGGCCCACGUAGGAAGUGGGUCCACUAGAGAAUGGGGAAGGGGAGGAGGGACUUCUGCCAUUGUAGGGUUGUGCCUUGCUAGUGAGGAGCCAAAAGGUCCCCUGGCUGUGCUCCCCAGGGUGACUCUUAACAGUCCAGGGUUCUGCCAAAGAAGCCUUUGACUUCUGGCUCAAUGCCACCACUGGUCUGCUGGGGCACGUGGUUUGAGCCCUGGGCUGCCCACUCAGCUGGCUUCCUUAGCUAUACAGCUCCUCUCUGUCCAACCCCACACGUCUGCCUGGGGUAGACUCCAUAAGGGUUUACAGAUGGCCCACACCACUGGGCUAGUGGACACCUCUGAAUGAGGAAAAGCAGCAAGCAUUACUGUGCAUCGCGAUGGCUCCCUGAGACUAUAGCUCUGCAGGACAGAAAACAGGUUUUAAAGCAUUGCCAAAAAAGAAAAAAAGAAAGAAAAGGAAAUGUAUCAUCUGAAGGACUAAACGACAGAACAAUUGGAAGCCAGCCUCAAACAGGAAUCCCUCUUCUUACUUGUCCCCCCAGGCCCAGCCACGCCCUCACCCCGCCCUAUGCUCCCUGGGGGAGCCCUACUCCCUUGCUAAGUGUUGCCCUUAGAAGCCUGGCUACUGACUGCAGCCAGCCUGGGCCUUAGCCCUCAGUCACCUGUCCCUUGUUGUGCUAGGUGGCUUGUGGGUGCCACCAAAGAGGACCCUGCUCUGCAGCUAGCCUGGAGCCACCUACCUCUGGCCUCCGGCUGUGGGCAGCAAGAGGAAUGUGUGCACUUGGCGAGCCUCCUGCCCACCCCGUCCACAUCUAAUAAGUGCAAUCAUUUUGAGUCUUUCUAUGUUGUCUAGAGGGAGAGGUUUUUGUUUUUGUUUCCUUUUUCUCUGUUAGAACAACCCUAUUUAUAGCUGUCCAAGAGAGAAGAGUGUAUGUAUGGAAUGGAAGAAUAUCAGUUCUGAAUCUCAUGAACCUUGAGCGCUGGAGCAUCUGAUCUGUUUCAUCUGUGGCCACUCAGACCUCUAGGGCCCUCGGCUGGGCCAACCCAGGGCUCCAGCUCAGAGGCAUCUGAUGUGUGGGACAGGGAUUCUGGGGACUUGAUGGAGCAGGAAGGAGAGGGAUGUGUUUUCAAAACCAAUCCUGCUGUUGCUUUGCCUCUCCACGGAUUCAGCAUGAACCUCAUGACUACGGAGGCUGAUGAACUUGAUCAGUGAUUCUCCACUCCAAGAAGGGAAAACCUCCACCUUUUCCCUGUCUUCAUCACAUUUUCCCCAGUGUGCACAUGGAAGGAGACUGGGACAGAUCCCCAGUGAUGGGCUGACUCAGACUCCUGAGGCCACAGACACGGCUGCAGGAGCCACGAGUAGGACAGUUGCCCAGGCACGAAGCUGAAAAGGGACCAGAUGUUUGCCUGGCAUUGGCCAGUUCCCCUUACAGUUGGCUUCAAAGGAAGAAGAAUCAAGUCCAAACCUAAAUCCUGCAUACACUCCACCCUAAUCCAAUUGCCGCCUGUAAAUUUCUUUUCCAUUUGCUCCUUCUAGUUCCCUAGAGCUGUAGUCCUGCUCAAAGGCUAUCAGCUGACUCCUCAGGUCCAGAUUUAGGUGACUCUCCCAGACUACUGUUCUCCCAGGAGAUUCAACACUAAAUAAAGGAACCUGGAACCACCUCUGGCCUUAGGCUGUGGACAACAGCCUUGGUCAAUAACAUUCACCAGCCAAAACGAGCCUUAGCAGUGGGUAGUAGAUGGCACAGUUAGAUGCUCUGACAUCUGGGGAUGGAGAGUAUGCUAUCAUUGUCUCCCUUGGUCAAAGAGGGACACCAUAAAGAUGUUAAAUAGCUGUACCCAAGCAAGGGAAAUGAUCACUUCAUAGGAGCCUUUGCACUUCCCAGGAAGUGCCACGAAAACUGCUUAAAUCAACUCUGAUCAUCCUAAUUUCUUACCUGAAA
Molecule: messenger RNA, 5343 nt
Organism: Heterocephalus glaber (naked mole-rat)
Lineage: Eukaryota; Metazoa; Chordata; Mammalia; Rodentia; Bathyergidae
Gene: Scube3
Product: signal peptide, CUB domain and EGF like domain containing 3
Biological process (GO): signal transduction
Cellular component (GO): cell surface
Molecular function (GO): calcium ion binding
Source: RefSeq, a predicted model, not a curated record